GCCCAAUCUCAUCCAAUAACUUUCUAUCCUUUUAUAACACCUGACCGUACGUCUCCACCGCUUCAUUCUGGCUCUCCCUUCUUCCUCUUCCGAUUCCGAUCAGACGCCGCUUUUUUUCCAGAUAUCUCCACGCCGGAGAGUGCAGCGUCAAUUUCGAUUGCUUUUUUGAUCACCGUGACCGACUUGCAGGAGGAGCAAGAGUCACCGUCAGAGUCUUCUGAUUUUCAACUUCUAGGCUUUCAUAUGUGCUUUCAGUCGGAGAUGGCGGGCAGACAAGGCAACCAAAUUCUCGCACCUGCAUAUGUGCAUACCAUUGUUCCAUCGUUGUCCAAAAUCAGCCACGAACUGAGUAUUAUAGUGUGUCAUAUGUGAUUUAUUGUGCGCCUUUUGGACGGAGCUCUCUCCCUGUCUGUCUCCCAGUCAAAAAAAAGUCGUCACCACCUCCUUCGUUCUCCAUACUUCGUUUUUAUUCACCAGAUGUGGGAAUCUCCUGCUUUCGCUCACUACAUGUUCGAUGAAAUGCCAGAGAUUAGACCCAACGUAUGAAUGAUAAGAACUCAUGUGGAUGUUCUUCCUGAUUUGACCCUAGAUUUUGGAUGAAAGCUUUGUUUGAAUAGUGCUCAUUUUCCUUGUAUUCUCAAGAUUACAGACUAACUAUAUACAUGCCAUAAAAAAGACUUGACAACUUCUUAUGGGGUAAGUUAGUUUUGCACAUGUAUCUGCCCUCAUAUUUUAUUGUUCAUGGUUGUUAAUAUAAGAUUAGAACAUAAGGUCUUCAUGAGCAAAAGAAACAGAAUUAAGAUUUGAGUUGUUAGCAACAAUAAAUCAUGAAGAAACACUCCUAUAUGGGCUGGAAUCUGACCUUAAAUUUGUUGAUGUUUUCAUUCACCACUUUCGCUACAUAACACUCUUAUGGUGGGGAGUUCGUUUUAUGUGAUAAAUGUCCAUCUUCGUUUCACACACCUUGCCUAGGAUUUAAAGGAGGUCCCGGAUGGUGAACGGAGUUGUUAAUGAAGAAGUGAAGCAUAUAUUUGAAAUGUUUGUAUUAGGCAAAACGGGCAAAGUUGGUUACCCGGAGGCUGAACGUUGCCGGCUGUCAGUUGGGCAUCCGGAAACUUUGACAACCGGGCCCGACAUUGUGGCGGCGAUAAGAAGUAUGAGCCUUGAACUCUUUGGGAUUACUGUUCACGGAGGUAAUGUUCAUCGGAAUCACUGUUCUCGUGAUACUGUUCACAACCCUCGAUUCUGUUAUCAAGAUGUCCACGGAAAACCACAGAACCACAAUCGCCAAUCUGGAGGCAGAUGUGGCUAAAAUACGCAAGGAAGCAAAAACCACUCCAAAGUAAAACCCCCUAUACACUUUCUAGAAAUAUUGAAAGCCAUCAACGCCACAGUGAGUAACUUGGUGAGCAAGGAAGAAAAUAAGAAGCCUGAACCCAAAGAGUCACCAACCAACAAACAUUCUGGUGAAGAAGAAACGAGACUGGUGAGAAAAAGUAAGAAGCAUAUUGAACAAGAAGGAAGUAAGAGAUUGGGAAACAACAGAUGCAAAAACAUCGAGUUCCAGUAAUUGAAGAUGCUUUUAUUCAAAGGGAGAACACCGUCCCUGAGUGCGGUUUGGGUGCUGCACUCUCCACUCUCUCUCUCUCUCCUCAUUUAUUUGCUCUCUCUCUCCUCUUUCAACCAAUCACCUUCUUUCUUUCUUUUUUUUUUCUUUUCUCUCUUUACCGUAUUCUCACUCCCACAAUGUGGUUUCAUAGUAUUAAAAUGUAAAACAAUUAUGAGUUGGCGUUUACGUAGCAUAGGAGGGAGGGCGGUUUUUGUGGCACCACUCCGUCCAGCCUUAGAGACGAUCUAGGAUUUCAGCAAUAUUUAGCUGUAGAACCCAGAUUUCCACCUUGAGGACAAGGUGCUUGUUUGAGAGGGAGUAAUGAUAUAACUCUCCGAUUUGGUUAAGAUUAUCAACUAAUUAGUAAUUUUAAUUUUUUUAUUCAAAUUUGGUAGGCUAUAUUUAUUUAAAAUUAGGAUAAUCUUUUAAUUUAGGAUAAUAUUAAUUUUUGUUAUGAAUUUGGUACCAAUAUUUUACAUAUUAUUUAUUUUAG
Molecule: messenger RNA, 2102 nt
Organism: Lactuca virosa
Lineage: Eukaryota; Viridiplantae; Streptophyta; Magnoliopsida; Asterales; Asteraceae
Source: the annotation of a GenBank genome assembly